Colletotrichum spaethianum is the source of this 2151-nucleotide messenger RNA. Its product is annotated as transcription initiation factor IIF subunit beta. The transcript has 3 exons. Gene Ontology annotation, molecular function: TFIIF-class transcription factor complex binding; DNA binding; RNA polymerase II general transcription initiation factor activity. NCBI's taxonomy places the organism in Eukaryota, Fungi, Ascomycota, Sordariomycetes, Glomerellales, Glomerellaceae. Gene Ontology annotation, cellular component: nucleus; transcription factor TFIIF complex. The record is from RefSeq and is a predicted model, not a curated record. The coding region runs from base 1 to 2151 and encodes 716 amino acids. Gene Ontology annotation, biological process: transcription initiation at RNA polymerase II promoter; positive regulation of transcription elongation by RNA polymerase II.
AUGAGCGCGCCUCCGCCCGGCCUACCAAACGGCCAGAAUUCGAAUGGCCAGCAACCCCAGCAGCCUGCGCAGCCCGGCCAGCCACGCCCCCCUCCGAUCAAGCGAAGACCUCGCGGCGAUCCCCUCGUUGCCCGCAAACGACCCGGAGCUCCGCGACCAGCUGCCUCGCGGCCCCCGCCGGGGGGUCUGCAGACUGCGUCGGGAGCUAGGCCGUCACCCGGCGCAUCGGGCCACCAUGGCCUACAUCGACCCGAAACCGAAGAAGAUAUCAAGGCUAGACGAGCCGCAAACGGUGGCUGGCUCGAUCCCGCGCCUCAGAAUGUGAGGGAGUUCAAGAUCGUGACGACGAAGAAGGCGUUGAGGGACGGCGUACGCCACCACGUCAUGAAACUCUCGUCUGCCAAAGCCGACCUCGAAAAGAGAGGCAUCGAUCCUACAAACCAGGAGGAGUUCACCCGACCUGUUACUCUUCAACGACGCGACCCGCGCCAACCACCUCCGGGUCGCGAAGUGAAACAGGAACAAGCCGAGCCGCAGCCAGUCGACGAAAAGGAAGCGGAACGACUAGCACAACUCAAGGCCGAGCGUGAAGCCGUUCGGGCUGUUGAGCUAGCAAAGAGUGCGCCUAGCCUGAAGGACCCCAACGCUGACAAGAAGCCAAAGCCAAAGGAAAAGGAGAAAGACGUCCAGUUCCAUCGACAACCCAGAUCGGAGAAGGAGAAGAAGCAACAGGAAUUACGAUACGAGGAGGCACUUCCUUGGCAUCUAGAGGAUGCUGAUGGCAAAAAUGUCUGGGUGGGAUCUUAUGUUGCUCCUUUGUCGGAGACCACAGUCUGCUUCGUUGCUACUCGCGAUGGCAAGUUUGCUGCUGUCCCCUUGGAGAAAUGGUACAAAUUCACCGCCAAGCCUCACUUCAACACCAUGAGGCUCGAAGAAGCCGAGGCUUUGAUGAGCAAAAAGACAGACAUUGGGCGUUGGUACAUGCGGGAUAAGCAGAAGAAGAGCGAGCAAGAAGAGUGGGAGGCCACAAGACAUGCCCUCUAUGGCCCCGCCAGAAUCAAGACGGAAAGUAGCACCUUCAGAGCGGCUUCCAGGGAAGAAAAGUUGGAUCACGAUCAGAUUGACAUGGAGGGCGACGAGUUCCAAGAUGACGAUGAGAAUCCUGGCUUGGAGCAGGACAACGACGAGGAGUACAAGGAGGCAAAUGACCGCAUUCGUCGCGACCAGCUUGGCGCCAACCUCUUCGGCGAGGCUGAUGAACGCCGAGUUGAGAAGGAAAUGAACGAGCUGAAGAAGGCCGAGGAGGAGCGCCGUAAAGAGGGUAAAAAGACCCAGAAGGCUCUCAUCAAGCGAGAGAAGGAGACCAUCUACCAGUCCGACUCCAGUGGCUACGAUCCUUUUGAAUCCUCAUCGAGCGAAGAUGAGUCCGAUGAAGAGAAGCAGAAGGAAGAGAACAAAGACAAGGAGAAAGAAGACGAGAAUAAGGACAAGGAUCCAGACUCAAAGGACAAGACAGCAUCGGGCAUCUCCUCCAAGGGCAACACAACUCCGUCUGGCCGACAGAAACACACAGAUGCUCUUAAGAAGGGCAAGUCUUUGAAGCGUCCAGGAUCUCCCAACCUGUCCGAAUCUAGCGGCAACGAGUCAUCGCGGAAGAAGCUUAAGAAGCAUGCUGCGGCUUCAGUGCACCAAAGUCGAUCGUCGACGCCUUCGGCUGGCCUGAAGAGCAACUUGGGCAAGGGGGCCAUGAGUGAUGGAGAAGCGACCGGGGGUGAGAUGUCAGAUGGUCAGUUGAGAAAGAAGAAAAUCAAGCUCGUUGGCAGCGGGGCGAGAGGUACACCUGUCGGUUCGAGGGCCGGUAGUCCCAUGCCCGCCACAUCUGUGUAUGAAGGUUCCAAGCCCGGUUCGCCUCUCCCUGAAGGUUCUCCGGCUCCACGUGCUGGAUCGCCCAACGGGCCUAUUGAGGCCUCCGAGAUUGUUGACGCCCUGCCCGAGUUGCCUGGUGGCAUUAGCAUCGGCAACCUCAUGAGGAGGUUCCAAGGCCGUAUUGGUGACGGCCCUGGUCAAAUGGACCGCAAGGAGUGGAUCAAGCUCGUCAAAGCAAACUGCGCUUACGGGCCCGACAAGAUCCUUCGACGCAGGGCGACCUAG